AAAAAAGAAGCGGUGUGACCAAAUUCAGAAAAUAUCAGUGAUUCAGUGAUGAGUGAUCACACUCUCCAAGAGUCCAAGUACUACUCCCACUCAAAUAUAGCAAGCAACUUGACAACUUGAUUCACACACAACUUUCCAUUUUUCCGUCAAAAGAAAAACUUCCCAUUUCUACUUCUUUGCACAAUAUAAUUUCCCACAAUUUUUCUUUAAAUUUCUCACUUUCAUUUAAUCAGUUUUCAGCAACAUUCUGAUACUCGACAACCCACUUUCUGUUCUCCCAAGAUUCCAAACCUCUGAUUCUCAUUCCACUAAUAUUUUUGCUUAUUUUUUUUCUGGGUAUGAUUCACAUGUCAUUUCAUGCAAUUUUCUGAUCUGGAUUUAAAGAAAAGCUAUGGAUGCAAGUGCAGCAGCCAUAAAUGUCAAUGCCCAUUUAACAGAAGUUGGAAAGAAACGUUUUUUAGGAGAGAGAAUCAGUCAAAGUUUGAAGGGUAAAGAUCUGAGAGCUCUGUUUUCAAGAACUGAGAGCAAGGGUAGAAAUGUCAAUAAACCUGGGGUUGCAUUUUCUGUUCUCACCUCAGAUUUUAAUCAAAGUGUUAAAGAAUCUUUGAAAUAUGAGCCAGCAUUAUUUGAAUCUCCAAAAGCUGACCCAAAAAAUGUGGCUGCAAUUGUGCUGGGUGGUGGUGCUGGGACUCGCCUCUUUCCUCUUACUAGCAGGAGAGCUAAGCCAGCAGUGCCAAUUGGAGGGUGUUACAGGCUGAUUGAUGUGCCUAUGAGCAACUGCAUCAACAGUGGCAUUAGAAAGAUUUUCAUUCUUACCCAGUUCAAUUCGUUUUCGCUUAAUCGUCAUCUUGCUCGAACCUAUAAUUUUGGAGAUGGUGUGAAUUUUGGGGAUGGCUUUGUGGAGGUUUUUGCUGCUACACAAACACCUGGAGAAUCAGGAAAGAAAUGGUUCCAGGGCACCGCUGAUGCAGUAAGACAGUUUUUCUGGGCAUUUGAGGAUUCCAAAUCCAAGGAUGUCGAGCAUAUAGUUAUUUUAUCCGGUGAUCAUCUUUACCGAAUGGAUUACAUGAGUUUUGUGCAGAAGCACAUUGACACCAAUGCUGAUAUUACAGUGUCAUGCAUACCCAUGGAUGACAGCCGUGCAUCGGAUUAUGGGCUGAUGAAGAUUGAUCACACUGGACGCAUUGUCCAUUUUGCAGAAAAACCCAAGGGUUCUGAUCUAACAGCAAUGCAAGUAGAUACAACUGUUCUUGGGCUCUCUGACCUUGAAGCUAUGUCAAAUCCAUAUAUUGCAUCAAUGGGUGUUUAUGUCUUUCGAACGGAUGUUCUUAUGGAGCUUCUCAAUCGAAAAUACCCUUCAAGCAAUGAUUUUGGCUCUGAGAUUAUUCCUUCAGCUGUAGGAGAGUAUAAUGUUCAGGCAUAUCUAUUUAAUGACUACUGGGAGGAUAUCGGAACCAUAAAGUCUUUCUUUGAUUCCAAUUUGGCCCUUACACAACAGCCUCCCAAGUUUGAAUUCUACGAUCCAAAAACACCUUUUUAUACAUCUGCAAGAUUUCUGCCUCCUACAAAAGUCGACAGGUGCAAGAUUGUCGAUUCCAUUGUAUCCCAUGGUUGUUUUCUACAGGAGUCUAGCAUCCAACAUUCCAUUGUUGGUGUUCGCUCAAGAUUAGAGUCCGGGGUUGAGUUCCAGGACACCAUGAUGAUGGGCGCAGAUUACUAUCAAACUGAAUCAGAAAUUGCUUCUCUGCUUGCUGAGGGAAAGGUUCCUGUUGGUGUCGGACAGAAUACCAAAAUAAAGAAUUGCAUAAUUGACAAGAACGCCAAAAUUGGAAAAGAUGUGGUAAUCGCAAACACGGAUGGUGUUGAGGAAGCAGAUAGACCAAAUGAAGGCUUUUACAUCAGGUCGGGCAUUACCAUCAUUUUGAAGAACGCAACCAUACAAGACGGUCUUGUGAUUUAGAUUUAAUCAUAACCUCAUUAGAAAGAAAUAAUUUUGCAUGAUUUCCUUUUCAUGUAACCUAAACUGGCUAAACCACGAGGUUUUCUCAUCUGUAUAUAUAAUAUGUCUAUAACUAUGGAUAAUCUUAAUAUGAGAUGCCAAUAUAUUCCCUACA
Beta vulgaris subsp. vulgaris (sugar beet) is the source of this 2114-nucleotide messenger RNA. RefSeq names its product glucose-1-phosphate adenylyltransferase large subunit, chloroplastic/amyloplastic. The record is from RefSeq and is a predicted model, not a curated record. Bases 392 to 1960 code for a protein of 522 amino acids. NCBI's taxonomy places the organism in Eukaryota, Viridiplantae, Streptophyta, Magnoliopsida, Caryophyllales, Amaranthaceae. The transcript is spliced from 15 exons. Gene Ontology annotation, molecular function: glucose-1-phosphate adenylyltransferase activity. Gene Ontology annotation, biological process: glycogen biosynthetic process.